This is a messenger RNA of Sitodiplosis mosellana (orange wheat blossom midge), 6828 nucleotides long. RefSeq lists its product as uncharacterized. The record is from RefSeq and is a predicted model, not a curated record. Lineage: Eukaryota; Metazoa; Arthropoda; Insecta; Diptera; Cecidomyiidae. Bases 2750 to 4912 code for a protein of 720 amino acids. The transcript has 4 exons.
GUUCAGUGUGAGAGAUAAACUCAACGAGAAAAGGAAUAAAAAUACGAAUAAGCAGGCAUCCAUUUAAUAAUUCUAUAAUAUUAACACAGAAAAUUUAUAUUCAUAAAUGAAAAAAGGGUUGUAGUUAAAGGUUAAUUACCAAAAGGAAUUAAAAGGAGGUCCAAAGGAGUUUGAGAAAUCAAUUCAGAAGUUAAAGUAAGAAUAAGCUGUAUUUGAUUUUGACGAAAAAAUCGAACCAGCAGCAUCAAACAAGAACGCUGUACUGAACAACAUGUAAGCAGCUCGCAUUAUGAACCAAAUUCCAAUAAAACAGCGCAAGUUUUGAGACGUAUUUACAGAUAAUUUUCAAAGUACGAACGUGUCAUAAUCGCUUAAAGUUUCAGUCAUAAAAAUAAAUUUUUCGAUCACAUUUUUGUGCAAUCAUAUAAAGUUCGCCAUCGAUUAGAACAAAACGACGGCGCAAUUCCGUUUGAAAGCAGAAAAAACCUUGAAAAUAGGGAAUGAAGAAAGCGAGAGUAAUAAAAUUAGGAAACGGAUGUGAUGAACUGAGGAGAAGAAAAAAAGAAACACAUAUAAGCUGCCUAGCAAAUGGUACCUUAAUGAGUGUGUCGAUAAGAAACGCACGAAUCGCGUACAAAAAAUGUGUUGUAGGCAUCCCAAGUGAGAUAGUAUAUACAAAAUGAAAUAAAACUAGCAACAGUAUAUAAUAUAUGUUAUACGAAAUACAUGAGACCCAUGUCUCUCAACAACACACUGCAUACGAUCACUUUAAUACAGCACUGUUUACAGAGGUAGCAGAAUUUGGAGGGAAAAUGAACGAGCAAGAAUAAAAAGAAUUACAUUGGUAAUCCCGAACUUUUCCGUACCGUUGGCCUGCGUUGUCCUGUCCGUUGGUACUUUUGGUUAUUUUUUGUGAACUUUCUUGAAAUAAAGGCAGUGAAAAUAUAAUAAUAAAAAUAAAGUGAAAAAUCGGUCACUUUAACUAAAACUUCGACAAUUCUGUAUGAGAGGUACCCGUAAACCGAUUCUCAUUGGCUUUAAACUUUCUGAGGUUUCAUUUUUUGGAUGGGUACCUCCCAUACAAAAUUGUCCAAAAAUCGGGAAUUUUAGUCAAAAUUUCAAAAAAUUUGUAUGGGAGGUACCCGUCAAUCGAUUCCGAUUGGUUUCAAACUUUCAGAACUUAUUUUUCUCCCAAAAAAGGAAAUCCCAGAAAGUUUGAAGCCAAUCGGAGUCGAUUUACAGGCAGGGAUCGAAACCAAACCAAACCGAAUAUUUGGUUUGAGUGUGUGAACAAACCAAACCAUUCGGAACGUUCUGAAAAAUGGUUUGUAUGGCACACAGAAACGUUUAUGCUUACGUGUAUUAGUAAACGACACUAACACAGUGACAACCCGCUUGAACGUUGCCCAUACAAACCAUUCUCAGAACGUUCCGCUUGAUACGGUUCGCUCCGAUGAACAGAGAGCAAAGCAGUGAAACCGUUCCGAAAUCGGUUUGUAUGAGAAACGUCAAACCGUUUUCGAUCCCUGUUUACAGGUUCCUCCCAUACAAAAGUGUCAAUUUUUUGAGGUUUUUCUUAGGCAAGUACCCCAGGGUCAAAUCGAAAAUGGCUCAUCUUCGAACUUAAACUAAGUUUUUCGAACACAAAACUUUUGGCAUUUCCAGACUUUGAUUAUCUCAAUUAUUUUUUGAGUUAUCGUGUUAACAAACAGCUACGACGACGACGACGACGACGACGACGACGACGACGACGACGACGACGGCACACGAACGGAAAAGUGUCUAAAAAAGUGGUUUUCUACGCGUUUCAUGAGUUUUUAUGAUGAUCUAAGCUAAUUUUGCGAAAAAAAAAUUCGGGACCAAUUCCUAUACUUUCCCUUGACACGCUGUGUACGGAAAAGUAAAAAACAAAGUCAUAAAAAUUUACAAGAGAAUUCAAAACAGAAUACAUGAGACCCAUGCUUUCGUAUAUGUACGUUCGACGCCAGAAAAUAGCGUUUAUGCUCUUGUAUUCGUAUUGCGUUGGCUUACUGAUUCCAUUUGCACACAUGGUGUCACGUCGUUGUAGCGCGAGUCAGUAUUCGGUUGGACGUGCAGUCGGCAAGACCCAUAAGUGUGGAGUGUGAAUGAAGUUGAAAUUUUUAGCUAUAUUUGGCGCGUUUUUAUAUGGAAAUAUUCAUAAAUAUUUAUGGGAUAAAUUUUUUUUUUACCAAGAGAGCAAAUUUAUAAUAUUACUAUACACAAGUGUGUCUCUUCAGUUUAUAAAAAUACUAUAAAUAUUUUCGAGACGACCAAGAAAUUCAUAUAAUCAAAUGGUUUUGAAAAUGCAGUGAAGUUUUGCUUUCGACAAAAGAGAUAAUAUUUAAAGUUUGGGUAUAAAACAAUAUUGCAAACCUUGUAAUUGAGUUAAAUUGUUGAAUAUUUUGAAGAUAUAAAUGAGUGAGUGCAAAAGUGAAACAUAUUUUGGCAAUGUGUAUGAGCACAGUUGCCACCUGCAUAUUCAAUCGGACCGUAUAAAUUAGCCGUGCAAAUGAGUGGACUUUGAUAGUUCAUUGUAUUACGUGUGGUGUUGCGGACAAAAGAAAGCAAAAAAAAGAAUACUAGAAGAAACGAAAGAAAAAAUCUAGGAAGAGAAUAGGAAAAAACGUGUACAACAAAUCGUAGAGUCACUCUAACACGUGUAAAGCCGUAUGUGAUGGAAUAGCACCGCGAAUAUUUACUGUUUAACAAGAGAAAUUAUUGGGAAAAGAUGUCGUCGAAUUGGAGGCCCGUGCUAAAUAACUACCUCAACGUUUUUGAGGCCCAAACCACAACCGCUUUAGAGGAGAUCAAUGCGGUGUUGUCGCGAUCUGGACAAAAUAUUGACCAUCGAAUUAAAGAUUAUUUCAUGAAAAGCGUCAAAAGUCGCUUGGAGCAAACGUUGGAUUUUUUUGAUAUUCAAAACACUUCGCAAGUGCGUGGAAAUACUGCUAAAAAUGCACCCAAUUGCAACGAUGAUGACAAAAUCGACAAAAAUCACAUGGAUUCGGAUUCAAGCGAUGGAUUUGAAAUACUAGAAAAUAAAAUAAAAUUGGAAACGGUUGAAUUGGUCUCUACGAGUAAUUCAAAUUCGAGUGAAACUCAAUUUGAUGCAACUCAGCCCAUGACAUACGAACGAAUCAACUAUCGUCCAUCGUUGGAUUCAAUUGUUUCCGAUCACCGUUCAACAUGUUCGCCGAGCACAUCAAAUCAACCGAUGCUGUCCCCAGUCACACCUGAUUCAACGCCAAAUUUAUCGCCGGAUUUCAAUAUAGAUCACAUCAAAAGAGAACCAAUUGAAAUGGAAUUUACGAAAAUAUACGAUCAUGACGAGUGUGUUGUUAAAAUGGAAGAUGUGCCAAUAGACCCAAUGGAAAUGAACAAACGUAAUGGAUUACCAAGUCGAUGCAGUUUCGAACGUUCCGUUUCACAAAUAUCCGAGUCACAACCUCUUAAACGACAACAAUCAAUGGAUGUUCAAAGCGAAAUGAAUAAACGACCCAAAACAACUGAAGAAAUACAAUUGAGAGAGCCCAGUCCAAUGUGUUUGCCUGUGUUCGAGGAGAAAAGUGUUGUUUUUGCCUGUUUUUAUUGCCACAGUCAGCCGAGCUACUUUGUCGACACAUUUUCUGAAGUGUUCAACCAUUGGCAACAGAGUCAUGGUGCGUCGCCCUUUCGGUUUUUUGCCGUUGGAAUGGCCGCAUGUUUCUAUUGCGGCAAAGUAGAUGUGUUCCCAAAUCUUCAGGGUCAUCACAAGCACCAACAUAAUAAGGAAGUAUUCGUUGUAGUCGACAGACGAGAUCGAUCAAAAUGUGGAUUGUGCCAGAAGGAUUUCUCGGCAUCGGAGAUGGUUGUUCAUUUUAAAUCGCAGCAUGAUCCCUGUCUCCUCAUGGGCAUUAACAGUCCCGUAUGUUUUACUCAACAUGAAAUUGAGCAGCUCAUGUCAAUAAAUCCUGGCCGAAAGUUGCCUGCUCCCGUUGGAUUCAUGUGUGGCCAUUGUAAUGUCACGAAAAAGACCAAUGAAAUUUCAUUUCUGCAGCAUAUUGAACAAGACGCCUUCCAAUACAAGUGUACAAUAUGUACAGAUGUGGGCAAAAGCAUACAAGAAAUAGCCCACCAUGAAGAGACUGUUCAUAAUUUAAAAAAUCCCGCCGCAAAACAUGCAAAUGGCCUUUUAGGUCGAUUGGAACGGUAUCAUUUGCGAACUCGGAUCAUUUUUAACAAUGGCCUCGUUUUGUUCAAACACAAUGUAUUGCACACCAAAUUCGAUGACCGCAGUGAAUUUUGGCCAAUCAGAGAACGGCUGGUCAAACAAAAGUACACCGAAAGUUCAAAACCAACAACCAAAAUUGAUGUAACGCUUCCGUCAACCAGGAUACCAUUCGCUUAUCGGAAUGAACUAAAUAGACAGCGAACAUAUCGCAAUAAUUUAUGCAUUCGGGGUAUCACAACGAUUUCAAGCGAUGAAGUUUUACGAAAAAUUUUCGCAAAUAUUUGCAUUGCCAUGGAAAUGGACACCGGAUCAUCAUCGGAUGGCAUCGAUAGCAUUUUUCAACGUGCCGGCAAAGAUAUCAUCGUUCGGUUUAAGAAAUGGGAAUUAAAGAAGAAUAUUCUCAAGCAAUGGGAUCAAAUGAGCACCGUUGAUAAAUUGGUGAAGUUAAAACCACUCAAAUUGAUUGAGCCAAAAAUUGAUUUGGCAGCAAUUGAAGUUCAAAAUGAUUUGACCGAUUUCUUUCGAUUGCUUUGGCAAGACGCUCAGGAAGCCAAAGAUAAACAACAAAUUUAUUCAUUUUGGAUAUCAGAAAAUGGACUCAGUCUUAAGUGCACGUUCAAAAGCAAAAGCGAGAUUAUUUGGUCCAAGUCAGACCUCAUCAAAGCAAUCCGUAGAGUUUAAUUUUGAUAGACGGCGCUAAUAUUGAAUCAAUGGAAAAUCUCAACUAAAUCAUUUAAUAGCAAUAGAUUGGAAUGGUUAGUUUUAUUUCUUGUGAACAUUUUGAUCAAAUACAUUGACAAAUAGAGAGAAGUUGAGAGAAAUUACUUAACAAUAAAUAAAAGUACAAUUGAACGUGUUAAAAUAGAUAUAUUACGAUACAGUCAGUGUGAUUUUACCGCCAUAACCAGCAACCUUCCUUUCAAAUCAGUUGUAGGUUUCUUACCUUACUUUUUUACUCAAAAGACAACAAGAAUUCAAUAUAUUUUAUAUCUUGUUCAGCUUAUCAUAAGAAUUAUUGGGCGAAAUUUCCGACAUUACUUUUAUUUUGUCAAAAAAAAAUCUUGAACUGUUUUCUAUAAUGGAGAACAGAAUAGAAAUUUCGUUGGACUAGACGUAGACUUUCAAUUGCCCAAUUUUCAACUAGUGUUUUCAAAAACGCCAAACUUAUCGCAUUUGACGUCGGAACAACAUUCUCAAAUGAAACAAAAUGCUAUUUCAACGCUUUUUUGUAUAUAAAAGUUGAAAGGGCUGGGACAUUAUCUUUAUUUCCAUUGAUUAGAAUAAAAUAAUGAAUCGACAAAAAACGAGAUACACAUUUUUUUCUAUUUUGAAAACAUAAAAUUUGAUUGAUUAAUUGAGAUUCCAUUUUGUAAUCUUUAAGAAGUUACUUUUAAUUCCUGUAAUCUUCCAUAUUUUUUUCUUCUCAGUUGUUUUUUCCAUGUCAAUGGCUUCACAACGUAAUCAGUUCACACUAUGAACUAUACAGAUAUACAGUGCAUGCACACAAUAUACCGAAGACGAUUGAUACGUCUCCAGCAUUGAGAUGAUGCGGCGAUAAAAAUAGAAUGGGUUAACCGUUAACCCGAUGCAAACAAAAAACCGAGACAUUGAAAGGAUAUCGUGGUCUGGUUCAAGCAUCGGUAUAACGAAUAAAAAAACGGAGAGUAACAAUACCACUCAUGAUUUUUCCGGAAUGGCAGCUACAAAUUAGGAAAUGAAGUUAUCAGAAGAAAAAUGCAUAAAAAUCUGAUUUCCAUCCAAUCAAUCUUGAAUAAUUUUUUUUUAGCUAGUUGGUCGAAAAGGACCAUUUGCAAUUUUUUUUUAAUUAAAAAUGUUAUUACUUUCCAAGCUUAUAGCGAAGCGACAAUGGUGGAAAUAUUAUAUUGAGACAUGUUGCCAACAUAUCUUUUGUUUUUGAGUAGAUGACAUUCCGUGAAUUGAAGAACUUUGAAAACGAAAAUAAUUACUAUGUCAAACAGGCUUUUGUCACAUAUGCCAUAUUGUUCAAGACGUAAAGGAUUUUGAUUAAACUACAAAAAAUUAUCAGCGGCAGUCUGAUGUUGAAGUGCAGUGAUGGGAGAAUAAUGAAGCGUUGGAAAUUGAUUUUCAUUGUUUUUCACACCCAUGUGACACGUACAGUGUAGUAUGUAAAGCGACUGGAGAUUAAUACAGGAAACACUUAUAGUGGAUGUAUGUGGCAGAUUUACACAUGAUUUUUUUUCACUUUACAACCGAGAUAAUGAAACGAUUUUGCAUACAGAAUGAUAAUCUCUGCAGUUGACUCUCUGAAUUUUGCAGCAUUACUCGAAUCAAUUCUGUAUUAGGUGUAAAUAGAAUGCGAAGAGAAUAAUUCAAGCAAAAUGCAUUUAGCAAACAUAAUUUAUUGCCACGCUUACUUCCGUAUAGAAACCACUCAAGUAAUUUCGAAAAAUUUAUUGAAAUUAUUGUUCUAAAUAAUAAAACUUGUUUUUUUUCUUCUUUAAGUCGAUGAAAUUAGGAGUUAAAAUUAGGAAAUAUUAGUGUAAAACUAUAGAAAUAAUGGAAAUAAACAAGAAUAGUAUAACAUAAUAUUUAUCGAAUAAAUGAAAUUUUAUACA